Actinia tenebrosa (Australian red waratah sea anemone) is the source of this 586-nucleotide messenger RNA. RefSeq names its product large ribosomal subunit protein uL23. Gene Ontology annotation, cellular component: ribosome. The record is from RefSeq and is a predicted model, not a curated record. Gene Ontology annotation, biological process: translation. Lineage: Eukaryota; Metazoa; Cnidaria; Anthozoa; Actiniaria; Actiniidae. Gene Ontology annotation, molecular function: rRNA binding; structural constituent of ribosome.
CCUGUCGUUUCAUUGGGUCCACCCCGCAAAUAGGCUUCCUCUUUCACUGAUCACACAUGGCGCCGAAGGGAAAGUCUAAAGAGACCAAGGCUAGUGCCAAGAGCACUGAAACCUCCAAGGCUCAGAAAGCCAAGAAGGCUGUCCUUAAAGGUGUUCAGAAGACAUCUCUCAAGAAGAUCAAGACAACUGUCAAAUUUCAUCGACCCAAAACUCUUAGGCUUCAAAGGAACCCCAAGUAUCCUAGAAUCUCUGCUCCCAGACCAAACAAGCUUGAUCACUAUGCUAUCAUCAAGCAUCCUUUGACAACUGAGUCUGCGAUGAAGAAGAUUGAAGACAAUAAUACUCUGGUUUUUAUUGUGGAUGUUAAAGCCAACAAAGCUCAGAUCAAAGCAGCUGUUAAGAAGCUGUACGAUAUUGAUGUCUCCAAGGUCAACACUCUUAUCAGACCUGAUGGUCAGAAGAAAGCUUAUGUUAGGCUUGCUCCAGAUUAUGAUGCUUUAGAUGUAUCAAACAAGAUUGGUAUCAUCUAAACAGAUAGUCUAUGGGUGGUUGAAGCAGAGAAAAUAAAAUUUCUAAUUAUGAUCAA